This is a messenger RNA of Knipowitschia caucasica, 333 nucleotides long. NCBI's taxonomy places the organism in Eukaryota, Metazoa, Chordata, Actinopteri, Gobiiformes, Gobiidae. The record is from the annotation of a GenBank genome assembly.
AUGUGGAAUACGCUGGGUACGAUGCGAUCAAUACAUUCAGCACAGCGGGGCGAGACAGAGACACCCGAUCAGGAUACGCAAGUGUCGGGAGGCCAGUUCCAAGAUUGGGGGAGCUCCGCGGGAGCAGAGCAGAGGAGAGUGAGAGGGACAGCGAAUGGGAUCAGAGAAAGAGGCUCUAAUAGAAGCGGAGCGGCGAGAGUAAAGAAGGAACCGGACAGCACAACAUCAAAAAGAGCAGACGCACUGGAGAAAGCUGAGCCACGGAGAAGAGCCACGUUUUACUGCAACACAGGCGUCGUUGGACACGGCAGCGAGGAGCAAAAAUGGAUUUGA